AUGCCUCCUCCUCUACCCCUUCUAACCCGUCUUCCCCUCCUGGCGGGCGCAUCCAACGCCAAUGCCUUCAUGCGCCGAGGCCCUACGCCUACAGCGGCGAGGCCGGCAUCGCUACUACUGCUACCGCUGCCACUGCCCCUCGUCGCCCUCUUCAGCACAUCCCCCUCCGCAUCGCUAAAGGGGCACCAGAUGCCACCUCGGCCCAAACCCCCUCCAGACUCCGAUAUUGAGGAAUCCUACCUCAAAGGCAGCGGGCCGGGUGGUCAGAAGAUUAACAAGACGAGCUCGGCCGUGCAGCUCAAACACAUACCCACUGGCAUUGUGGUCAAGUCCCAAGCAACCCGAUCCCGGUCCCAGAACCGCAAGAUUGCCCGCGAAAUCUUGGCCGAAAAGAUUGACAACUUGCAGAAUGGCGACCAGAGCCGUGCCGCCAUUGUCGGCGAUGUAAAGCGCAAGAAAGCCGCCAGUGCGUCCAAGAAGAGCAAGAGAAAAUACCGUCAGCUUGAGGAAGAAAAAGAAAAUAAUGGGGCGAGCGAAGCUGGAGCUGGUGAAGAAGCCGUUCAAGACGAGACGAACGGCGAUCCAAGCUCUGAGGACGUAAAGACCUCUUCUACAGCUGAUCCUAGUUCCACUGUACAAAGUAAAAAUCCGUAG
Molecule: messenger RNA, 654 nt
Organism: Colletotrichum godetiae
Lineage: Eukaryota; Fungi; Ascomycota; Sordariomycetes; Glomerellales; Glomerellaceae
Product: RF-1 domain-containing protein
Exons: 2
Coding region: 1-654 (217 amino acids)
Biological process (GO): translational termination
Cellular component (GO): mitochondrion
Molecular function (GO): translation release factor activity
Source: RefSeq, a predicted model, not a curated record